Molecule: messenger RNA, 3591 nt
Organism: Brienomyrus brachyistius
Lineage: Eukaryota; Metazoa; Chordata; Actinopteri; Osteoglossiformes; Mormyridae
Gene: kcnab1a
Product: potassium voltage-gated channel subfamily A regulatory beta subunit 1a
Exons: 14
Coding region: 772-1968 (398 amino acids)
Biological process (GO): potassium ion transport; negative regulation of delayed rectifier potassium channel activity; transmembrane transport
Cellular component (GO): membrane; voltage-gated potassium channel complex; extrinsic component of cytoplasmic side of plasma membrane
Molecular function (GO): transmembrane transporter binding; voltage-gated potassium channel activity; potassium channel regulator activity
Source: RefSeq, a predicted model, not a curated record
UGUGUGUGUGUGUGUGUCAGUCAGCACCUGCUCUUGUCCAUGAGUGUGCAUUUGUGUGCUGCGCUGGAGUCCACUGAUUUGCAGGGAACUUAGCGCUUAGCAGAAGGCGGCACAAAGAGAGAGAGAGAGCAAGCGAGAAAGAGAGAGAGAGAGAGAGUGAGGGAGAAGCAGGGAGAGCAAAGAAGAGAGCGUUUCCAGACUGAAGUGAACUGCAGCUCGGCUCACCAGAACACAGUCCAGCAGAGAUGGGAUGCUUCUGCUGAAAUCAAGGGGUGGAAAAGAGAAAACGUACAUAGACCAGACCGAAUUCUGGGGCAACAUCCCGCUGAUGCCAUGCAGUAACAUCUGUAGGAAGAGGGACGCACGACAGGACUACCAGCCUUGCAAGAGGGAAAGGCACGGACACAGUGAGAGGUGCUUCCUGCAGAUAUAGAAAUGCACCAAUUCUGAGAGCCCACCUUGGUUCAUCCACGUUCAGCACAACGCGCCCAAGCCGGGGAAACUAGCCCAAGAUUGCUUAGCUUUAUUCUGGAAGCUCUCCAGCCACCUCAGGACCUCUGGAAGAUUCCCGCUGCAUUCCUCAGCUCUGCCACUGCCACUUGUAUACGGGCACCGGGGGGGCGAGCAAGAGGAAGUUGCUGGCGUACUGCGAAGCUUGGAAGUUCCAGUUGCUGGUACCGGAGUGUCAACUGGCGGUGUCAAGGUUGCCGGGUGGAAGAAAGCCAAGGAGCUCCAGCAGUCUGCUAACUGAGACAGCGUGCCCAGAAAGCCAUGCAGGUCUCCAUCGCUUGCACGGACCACAACCUGAAGGGGCGCAACGGGGACCACAGCAAGCAGAACGCCAGUAGCCCCAACAUGGUGAACGCAGCCAGGGCCAAAUUCCGUACGGUUGCCAUCAUUGCCCGCAGCUUUGGAUCCUUCACCCCAAGGCAUCACAUCUCUCUGAAGGAGUCCACGGGCAAGCUGACUGGCAUGAAGUACCGGAACCUUGGAAAAUCAGGACUGCGGGUGUCGUGUCUAGGGCUGGGUACCUGGGUAACUUUUGGAGGUCAGAUUUCAGAUGAGGUCGCCGAGCAACUCAUGACUAUUGCCUAUGAAAGCGGGGUCAACUUGUUUGACACGGCCGAGGUGUAUGCGGCUGGAAGAGCUGAGAUAAUUCUGGGCAAUAUCAUCAAGAAAAAGUGCUGGAGGCGAUCCAGUCUCAUCAUUACUACUAAGCUGUACUGGGGAGGAAAGGCAGAGACUGAAAGAGGUCUUUCCAGGAAGCACAUCAUUGAAGGACUCAAAGGCUCCCUCCAGAGGAUGCAGUUGGAAUAUGUGGAUGUGGUCUUUGCCAACCGGCCAGACAACAACACACCAAUGGAGGAGAUCGUGAGAGCCAUGACCUACGUAAUAAACCAGGGCAUGUCGAUGUACUGGGGCACUUCACGAUGGACAGCUAUGGAAAUCAUGGAGGCGUACUCUGUGGCCCGCCAGUUCAACAUGAUCCCACCUGUGUGUGAGCAGGCAGAGUACCACAUGUUCCAGCGGGAGAAGGUGGAGGUGCAGCUGCCUGAACUCUACCACAAGAUCGGCGUCGGUGCCAUGACGUGGUCUCCUCUGGCCUGUGGCAUCAUCACUGGAAAGUAUGAGAAUGGAAUUCCGGAAGCUUCCAGGGCCUCCAUGAAGUCGUACCAGUGGCUCAAGGACAAGAUAGUGAGCGAGGAUGGCAGGAAGCAGCAGGCCAAGCUGAAGGAGCUUGCUCAUGUUGCAGAGAAGCUGAGCUGCACUCUGCCUCAGCUGGCUGUGGCCUGGUGCCUCCGAAACGAGGGUGUGAGUUCUGUGCUCUUGGGAACCUCGAACCCGGAACAGCUGACGGAGAACUUGGGGGCGAUACAGGUCCUCCCGAAGAUGACAUCUCGUGUGGUUUCUGACAUCGACCACAUACUGGGGAACCGGCCCUACAGUAAGAAGGACUACCGCUCGUAGAGUCUGUGUGGUACGGCUCCAGGAGGUUCAGGGUGGGGGCCGACACCUGGGUGGCCACACGCAGACCCCCCACCCCCGGUUUCCUGGCCCAGCAUCUAAAGCGGACUUUUUUUUUGUUUCGUUACCCUAACUGCAUGCCUGCGCAGAAAAUGUGUGCCUGAACUAUUUCUGUAGCACAUCGGAUGAAGAUCCUAGGAAGACAUACAUAGAAUUUGAAACACUUUCUGUACCUCAGUACAUUACAGUAGGUUUAACCCCUAAAGCCACACUUGCUAUCCUGACCCCAGGGGUCUUGCUCGACCUACAGCCGCGUCACCAGUCUGGGAGGGCGGAGUCAGCCCCCAGCGUCCUGCUCAAUGCAGACGGCAAACUGCAGCUUUGCUUUAGUAACCCUGAAGGACGCAACCCCUUCGUUUGCAUCUGUAGGAGAGAAGGCGGCCUCCUCUUUGUGCAUUUUAAUCGCCUUGAAUGCUAAUGCUCAUCUGAAUGCUGUAGCUGCUACAUGUUGAUCCGAGACCAAGGUUGGUGACUGUGUGUGACCAGAGGGCUGAGGUAGUAUAAAUCCUAUACAUAUAAAUAUAUAUAUAUAUAAACAUAUAAAUAUAUAUAUAUAAAUAUAAGAUGUAAUCAACAGGUUUGUAUUUUACGUGAGAACUUUAUGUUAAACAAUGUAAAAUAUCCCAAACUGACCUCAAAGCCUUCCCGCAAAUUAAAUGUAUAUUGUAUAUAUUUUGAAAAAAUAUGUACAGUUUCCGCCUAUCAACUGCACAGUGGCAACUUGUUAAGACAGUGUAUCCUCUCCGUCCUGCGGGCUUUUACCACCCCCCCCCCCUGGCCUUUGUGAUGUCUGUCAUGGGGUAACCGGGCCAUGAGCUGACCUGACGAAUCCUACAGUACAGUGUUUCCCAACCCGAUCCUCAGGGACCCCCAAAUGGUUCAUGGACUGUCAAGGGGGGUCCCCCAGGUCCAAGUCGGGAAACACCGCUGUAGGAUGUCGUGCUGCUGCGACCUGCAAUCCUGUCGUCUGAGCACCCAGUGACCAGUGGCAGUAGCACUGCAUCACAAACUUGUCAUCUCAGCUGCACAGCCUCAGAUGUGACUCAGAUGUGACUCAGAUGUGACUCAGAUGUGACUCAGAUGUGACUCAGAUGUGACUCAGAUGUGACUCAGAUGUGACUCAGAUGUGACUCAGAUGUGACUCAGAUGUGACUCAGAUGUGACUCAGAUGUGACUCAGAUGUGACUCAGAUGUGACUCAAUCGCGACGCCCGCCUUUUUUGCUCCCUUGGUUAACCUUCAGCUUCAUUGGAAAAGGUCGGGUCUGAGUUAAGCGCAGGUAUCCUUUCACCCUCCGUGCUGAGUGCCUUGACAGUGCUGAUGACCGCCAGUGAUCGUAAUGUUUGGCUCCGGGCUACAUCCUUUGAUUCACCAGACUGUAAAUUGCUGAAAUAUAUUUAUGAAUCCUCUAUGUUUUCUACAAUUUGUACAAGUGUAUGAUGGAAGAAGAAAUGUUUACUUUUCAAGCUGGGUUGUCUCAUCAGGAUCUCGAAACCACAUUUUGCUUCUAAGAAAACCAAAUGUAAAUAUAUACAUAUUUCUGUUUAAAUAAACGCAGAAAUGAUGA